Molecule: messenger RNA, 725 nt
Organism: Dentiscutata heterogama
Lineage: Eukaryota; Fungi; Glomeromycota; Glomeromycetes; Diversisporales; Gigasporaceae
Source: the annotation of a GenBank genome assembly
AGUUCCCUACAGGCGUAAUAACGCCGGAUGAUGCUAUCGGUCAACAAACACCCGAAAUAAAUAGUGGACCGGUUUCAAUUCAACAUGUAUUUCAUCCAAAUACUCCACAUCCACAAUUACUUUCAAUAUCAACUACCGAUAGUAUUACCCCAUUUUUCGAUCAAUUCUCAUCAAUGUCAAAUUCUAUUAGAUCAUUUCCUCCUUCACCUACAAGUCCACCUAACAUCCCUUCAGGAUAUCCAUCUCCUCCACAAAAAAUAUCACAUUGUAUAAGAGGAAAUGAUGCGUUAUUUCCCGCUCAAUUUUCUGAUACCGUCGCAGACACUUUAAAUCAAAGUUCACCAAUACUUCCUAAUCAAUCAGCUGUUUGCUUUACGAAUACACAAGAGAAUGGAAUGGUAACUCCACCAAUGAUGAUAAAUGGUCACAAUUAUUAUCAUCCAUAUCAUCAAAUGAUGGAUCACAGUUACGCAUAUCGGCUUAUAGCUGAAGAAAAUAAAAGACGGCGAAACACUGCUGCUUCCGCAAGAUUUCGUAUAAAGAAAAAAUUGCGUGAACAAGCUCUCGAAAAAACUUCUAAAGACAUGACUGCAAAAGCUGAGGUGCUCGAAAAUAAGGUGCGCGAACUAGAGAAGGAAAUAAAAUGGUUAAGAUCUUUGAUUGUUGAAAAGGAUGCCCGACUUUUGGAUAUCGAACGUCCUAAAGAGCAACCUGAUCAAGAUUAA